AUGUCAUCGGGAGUCUACAACCAGUUUGUCGCGGACUCGCUGCGUCUAGUUCUAGAAGAGAACUAUGACAAGAACAGCAUGUUAGCCAAGGUGAUAGCCUUUGAGGACACGUUGUACAAGAGAUUUUACGUGGGGCCUACUCGUACCUUAGAAGACCCAUUUUUGAGCACAAGUAUGAGUGAAUUCUCUAAGCUAACACCUAAUAUUAGCCUCAAGACUUGGCUCGCGUCCCUCAACACCGUCCUUUCAGUCCCAACAGAUUCCAGGAGUCCGGUAAAAGUUAUCUCAGACAAGGUGAUUGAGAUUAUUAACAUGCUGACCAGCAUGAGCGAAUCGACUGAUAUACAACCUCUGAUUCGAUGGAUGAUAGCCAAACAACUUUAUUCGGUCCAAUACCAGCCGCUCAUGCCGAAUCAGCGCGAGCUGGCGACACAGUGUCUGCGCAUUUGUGCAGGCGGUAUGGGCGUAGCUGUUGUUCUUCCAGUCCUCGAUGACGUGUUUGCCGGCCGACAAACAAUUUUAGGUCUGGCUCAACUUGUUCUUUCUCGGCUUGCAAAUAGGGUCGAAGGCCUUAUGUGGAUGACUGUGGAGGACACAGCUACAACCCUAAACACUAUGAUGAGCACAACCUAUCAUCUUGGAUUGGACCUGCAUUACGACAAAAAUGCCAUCGACCAACUAUACUCCGAACUUCCAUCGCUUCACAGCGCUUUCUUUGACAAUUGGCUCCAUAUUUGUAAGGCCCUCAGGACUUUCGUAGGCAAGAGCGAGGGACCCUGGGGCCGUGUCCUGCAAAAGGACAGCAUCUACUCAAUUGCGACCCGCUCAAUUGUAUUGCCCUUGUGGAGAAUAACUCGUCCCGAAUUUAAUUAUACGGAUGGCUCGAUGGUCGAGGCCAAUAUUUUGGCGAGUCACAUGGCUAUCAUGGCGAUGUUGGUGUUCGGGAUUGCCCCGCUGCAAGACUGGGAGGAACGUACAAAGAUGGAGUUUGAGAAGCAGCGCCGCUGUAUAAAGGACGCUUUCAACGUCAGCGAGAAAGCCAUCGGAGAGGACACUGCGUUCGCAUAUGCUGCGGCUUUGGGAACUGCCUUUGACGUGUCUCAGGAACUGUUUCUUCAUCGGCCACCUCAGCGCGACAGCGGUGUCUUCGACACAAAGCAGUUAUUCUUUUCGUGGUGGUGCUUUGAGACCUGUGGUCGGAGUUCGCGGUUGUGCAACGUGCCUUUAAGGAACAGUCCCAUUUUCGCCAACGCGUUCAACUGUUCAGAAGGUUCUCCCAUGAACCCUCAGACGAAAUGUGCUCUCUGGUAG
Ixodes scapularis (black-legged tick) is the source of this 1311-nucleotide messenger RNA. Its product is annotated as neprilysin-1-like. Gene Ontology annotation, molecular function: metalloendopeptidase activity. Lineage: Eukaryota; Metazoa; Arthropoda; Arachnida; Ixodida; Ixodidae. The transcript has a single exon. Gene Ontology annotation, biological process: protein processing. The record is from RefSeq and is a predicted model, not a curated record. Bases 1 to 1311 code for a protein of 436 amino acids. Gene Ontology annotation, cellular component: plasma membrane.